GAACGCAGCUCAAUACGUGUCAAUGGAAAAACUCAAGUUAACCUAACCUAAGAAUAAGCUUACGUCCCUUAUAAAAGCUAACGUGGAGGGAAAAUAGAACUUGUGUUCGCAAAAAUCGCUCUGACGGUUACUGGGCACGUUAAAAAAAAUAAAAAAAAAAAAAUAAAACACGUCCCUUACGAGGAGUAACUAAAUUUUUAUAUUCUCUUCCUACUGGUGAUUUUUAAUUAAAUUAUGUUUUUUAUUAAUGUUGAUAUUACAACACACGGAUAAUAUACCAUUGUUUACUAGAAUUUAGAAGAAAAUAUAUUAAGACAAAUUUCUUUUUGUCAUUUCAUCUUUUGAAAUUUAUAUUGUGAGAUACAAAGUAAUCAAACAUAGGGAGCAACAUGUUUAGAGAUACUCAAAAAAUUAUUGUGGAAGAUGAGCUUGCUCCAGCUGCAUCAUUUGUUAUAAAUGUUAGAAUGGAAAAUCUUUUGGAUAAAUUAAAAUUAUUAAAUUAUGAUGCAGAAUUUGUGCAAACUUUAAAAAUGAAACCAAUAAGCAGGCAUUACUUUAUAAUCCCAACAAAUUCUGGUGAGCAGUUUUACACAUUUACUUGUCUGGCUGCAUGGUUGAUUAGGAAGUGUAGAAAAAAUUUUGAGAUGCCUCAGGAAUCUGAUGAUCCUAAUUCAACAAUAGCAUUAAUCUUGGAUUAUCUCAGGGAAAGUAAUAUAACUGUAGAAUUUCCACCCAAUAAACUUAAACAGGGUAUUGGCGAACAUGCAGUAUAUGUUUUAGAUAAUUUGGUUGAUAAUGCUUUAAAAGUGGAAAACUUCAAGUUAGAAAGAGGAACCAUUCCACCUGACGAGCCUACACCAGAACCAGAUAUUGAAGAUGAUGAUGCUGAAUUAAUUUUAGAGAAAGUGGAAGAAGAAAUGAUGGCUGAUUACGAUGAUGAUGAUCAAGAUAUUUUACACAUAGACGAUAUUACAAGACUUUAUAGUCAAAAUCUUUCCGUAACGCAAAAACCAGAAAAUAUUUUGGAAUCUAAAACUAACAGAGAUGAGUGGCAAUUAGAGUUGGAAAAAGUCUUACCUCGAUUAAAAGUGACUGUUAAGACAGAUUUAAGAGACUGGAGAGCCCAUCUUGAACAAAUGAAGCAAUUGCGUGCAAAUAUUGCGACCGAUAUGAGUAGUACAAAAAUACAUUUAAAUAAAAUUUAUAGUGAUAUUAGCAAUACUUUAGAUAAAAUCAAAACAAGGGAAACUUAUCUUAAUAGACAACUUGAGUCUUCUUUAACAAAGUAUCGAUUAUUGCAGGAAGAGUUAUCAAAAGUUAAAGAACAAUACAGAGAUGUUAGUGGUGGUGUUACUGAACGAACAAGAGUUCUCAAUAAAUUGGUAGAAGAGUUAGAACAUGUAAAGAAAGAAAUGGAUGAAAGAGGAUCUAGCAUGACUGAUGGAACGCCGCUUAUUAAUAUUAAGAAGACAAUUACAAAAAUGAAGAAUGAAAUUUCUGAAAUGAAUAUUCGAAUCGGUGUAUUAGAAUAUAGUUUAAUGUGCGCAAGAAUACGAGAUCGAACGCAAUUGCGAGAAGAUAUGAAUAACACAAAUACCCCAGUAAUAAUGUAAGCAACAUGUCACUUUUUAGAGUUAGACUUAUUGUAAUUGCAUACAUUUAAUCUAUCCAAAAAUGUGAUAUCAUGUAUGUGAAUUCUAUAUCUUGGAUAUAUAUCUUGUUUAACAUGGGUCCAAUUGUGCAGUAAAAACUUUGUAUAUUUCUACGUAGCACUUGUAAACAGAUAUAAUUAAAAAGUGACUGUUUUAAUUA
Molecule: messenger RNA, 1812 nt
Organism: Pseudomyrmex gracilis
Lineage: Eukaryota; Metazoa; Arthropoda; Insecta; Hymenoptera; Formicidae
Gene: IFT57
Product: intraflagellar transport protein 57 homolog
Exons: 8
Coding region: 390-1613 (407 amino acids)
Biological process (GO): intraciliary transport; non-motile cilium assembly
Cellular component (GO): Golgi apparatus; intraciliary transport particle B; cilium
Source: RefSeq, a predicted model, not a curated record